Ahaetulla prasina is the source of this 1618-nucleotide messenger RNA. RefSeq lists its product as uncharacterized. Lineage: Eukaryota; Metazoa; Chordata; Lepidosauria; Squamata; Colubridae. The transcript has 3 exons. Bases 1 to 1134 code for a protein of 377 amino acids. The record is from RefSeq and is a predicted model, not a curated record.
AUGAUCCCCAACCUCGGGUCCCCCCCCCACUCCGACCUACCCCCUCUCCCCCACCCCUCCCGGCCUUCCGAUCCGUCGGCGGAGACUCCCCAAGUUCCCACCCUCCCCCCCCCCCCCCCACCCCCGAAGCUGCGGAACUCCGCCGGCUGCGGCGACCCCGCUCCGGCAACCCCCGAGGAGGAGGCGCCGCCGCCGCGGGGGUUGCUCCUGUGCCCGGGGAAGCGGGGGGGGGGAGGAGGUCUCCCCGAAGACUGGCGGCACACGUGCCCGGAGCGGCCUCAGGCGACUCCCUCGGCGGUGACCCCGGCCGUGCCCUCUGCGCUGAGGCGGCUCCGGGCUGGCCGGACGACCCCGCUUCUUUCCUUCCUUCCUUCCCUCGGGGGGUCUCCGGGGCCACGUUGCCCCUUCUUCCCCGCAGAGGAACCCCGGCCGCCCCUUCUGCCCUUCUUCCACAUGGCCGCUCGCUCGCUCCCUCACUCGCUCGCUUCGCCCGGCCUCGCCCGCCGCCGCCGCCGCCUCAUCGCCUCACACUCACUCUCGGGUCCCGGCCGGGGCCGGGCGCGCCCCUCAGCCGCCGCCGCCGCCGCCGCCUCGUCCUCCAUGAAGCCGCCGCCUCACGAGCCCGCCAUCCUCCUCCUCCUCCUCCUCACGGCCGCCGCCGCCGCCUGUGGGAAGGGGGGAGUGUGCGCGCGGCCGGCACAGCGGCUGCGAUCCGGCUCUUCCCGGCCCUCCCUCCGCGCGGCCGCUCGGAAAGAAAAAAAAAAAAGUGUGGGGGGGGGGGAGUGGAGGCGCCCGGGGCAGCAGCAGAAGCAGCAGCAACAACCCGGCUCGGCGGGAAGGAAGACGCGGAGGCUGGAACGCGAGGGGAAAAAAAAAAAAAAAAAGCCCGGGCGGGAGAAGCGCGCGCGCGCCCAAGGAAAACGCGGAGCUUGGAGCGGAGCCGCGGCGCGGAUCGGGAAGGCGGCGGCGGUGGCGGCUGCAGCAGCAGCAGCAGCGGCGGCGGCGACGACGUCGGUGUGCGGUUCUAAGCCCAACAAGACAGACACAAACUUCAGAGGAGAAUUAGAACUGCAGAAAAAACCAUGGCUACCAACCUGCCUUCCAUUGAGGACCCCUAUACUGCACGAGUCAUAAAGGGGGCUGUGAAAAUAUUAACAGACCCCUCACAUCCUGGACAUAAACUGUUUCAACUCCUAUCCUCAAAACGACGCUAUAGAGCACUGCACACCGAAACAACUAGACACAAGAACAGUUUCUUCCUGAAUGCCAUCGCUCUGCUAAACAAAUAAUUCCAUCAACACUGUCAAACUAUUUACUAAAUCUGCACUACUGUUAAUCUUCUCAUCGUUCCCAUCACCCAUCUUCUUCCACUUAUGACUGUAACUUUGCUGCUUGUAUCCUUACGGUUUAUAUUGAUAUUGUUUCCCGAUUGCUUAUUUGUACCCUAUGACUAUCAUUAAGUGUUGUACCUUAUGAUCUUUGAUGAAUUAAGUGUUGUACCUUAUGAUCUUUGAUGAAUGUAUCUUUUCUUUUAUGUACACUGAGAGCAUAUGCACCGAAGACAAAUUUCUUGUGUGUCCAAUCACACUUGGCCAAUAAAGAAUUCUGUUCUGUUCUG